AUGGCGCUUUCUGAAUUUACUUUCAAAUACGUGGCUCAGAAGUCAGUCAAAGGCCAGGGGUUGGCUCAAUUUCUUGUUGAAAUUGAAGAUAUGGAGAACGUUGAAAUAGAUACUGCACAAGUUGGCCAGUUAUAUCACGAGCCUUGGCUACUAUAUUUUGAUGGCUCAAGCACCAGUGACUCCGCCGGGGCAGGAAUAGUGAUUAAAUCUCCAACCGGCCAAAAGCAUCAAUAUGCCUUCAAACUGGACUUUAACUGCACAAACAACCAGGCUGAAUAUGAAGCCUUAAUAAUUGGCCUGGAAGUAUUGGAAGAGCUUGGAGCAACAAGAGUUAAGGUGUUUGGGGACUCACUAUUAGUCAUCAAUCAAAUGCUCCGGGUUUUUAGAUGUUCAAAUCUCUCGUUGGCCACUUAUUAUGCCGCCGCACAACAACUUCUUAGUUGUUUUCAUGAUGUGGAAUUUCACCAUCUUCCGCGAGAACUCAAUCGUGAAGCGAAUGAAAUGGCUCAAAUUGCUUCCGGCGUCAGCAUUCCAGCAGGCCAGACUAACAAAAUCAUCACAAUUGAGAGAAAAUCGUUGCCAUCUUUGGCCGAGAGGGGUAUGCCGGCCGAUGUCUUUGAGCUUGACGUGCCACUUGGUGAUUGGAGAUUUUACAUAAUCCAACACCUUUUGAUGAAAACUGAUGGCGGUGGGAGCCGAAAAAUUAGAAUGUUGUCUAGCAAGUUCAUAAUUAAAAAUGGUGAACUGCUAAGGAAAAGUCCUGAUGAUGACCUUCUUCUUCGUUGCCUCGGCUCCGAAGAUGCCCAGCUAGUAAUGGAUGAAGUUCAUGAGGGUAUUUGCGGAGCACACCAGGCUGGGAUAAAAAUGAGAUGGUUAAUUAGGAGACAUGGCUACUACUGGCCAACUAUUCUUAAAGACUGUAUUGAGUAUGCUCGAGGAUGUGCUCCAUGCCAACUUCACGGGUCCAUUCAGAGAGUUCCUGCUUUCCCCAUGAAUCCAAUAGUGAAGCCAUGGCCUUUUCGGGGCUGGGCAAUGGAUAUAAUUGGCCAAAUCUCUCCCCCAUCUUCCAAACAGCACAGAUGGAUACUGGUAGCCACAGACUACUUUACAAAAUGGGUUGAGGCCGUUCCAUUCACCUCCAUAAGUAGUGCCGAGGUGAUCAAAUUCAUUGAGCAAAACAUCAUUCACCGCUUCGGUAUUCCAGAAACUAUAACAACUGACCGAGGAUCGGUAUUCAUAGCUGAAGCCGUCAUCAAACGGAUGGCCGAGUAUAAGAUGACAAUGCAGCAAUCGACACCCUAUUAUGCUCAGGCUAAUGGACAGGCUGAGGCCACAAACAAGGUCCCCAUCCAAAUUAUGGAUAAGAUGAUUCAGGAAAAUCCGCGUGAUUGGCACAAUCUUCUAUCAGAAACUUUAUGGGCUUAUCGGACCUCCAAACGCUCGGCUACAGGGACAACUCCCUUUGCUCUGACUUAUGGACAUGCUACAAUUUUACCGAUGGAAAUGACAGUCAGAUCAUUGAGAGUCGCAAUGCAAAAUAAUCUCACAGCCGACGAAUAUAGUCAGGCAAUGUUGCAAGAACUAGAAGAUCUUGACCAGGCGCGGUUGGAUGCAUAUGAUCGGCUUCAAGCUCAAAAGAAGGCUGUCGCUCGUGCUUACAAUAAAAAGACCAGAUACAAGAGUUUUGGGGAAGGCGAGCUGGUAUGGAAAGCAGUGUUACCCAUCGGCACGAAGGAUCCUAGAUUUGGAAAAUGGUCACCAAAUUGGGAGGGUCCGUUUAUUAUUGACAAAGUUCUCGGCAAAGGAGCAUAUCAUUUACGAGAUAAAGAUGGCGAACGACACGCAAUGCCCAUUAAUGGCCAAUACCUAAAGAAAUAUUAUCCCACAAUGUGGGAAGCGCGAGCUGCUGAAUAA
This is a messenger RNA of Rosa chinensis, 1914 nucleotides long. RefSeq lists its product as uncharacterized. The transcript has a single exon. The record is from RefSeq and is a predicted model, not a curated record. Lineage: Eukaryota; Viridiplantae; Streptophyta; Magnoliopsida; Rosales; Rosaceae. Gene Ontology annotation, molecular function: RNA-DNA hybrid ribonuclease activity; nucleic acid binding. Gene Ontology annotation, biological process: DNA integration. The coding region runs from base 1 to 1914 and encodes 637 amino acids.